This is a messenger RNA of Bipolaris victoriae FI3, 2418 nucleotides long. RefSeq lists its product as hypothetical. Lineage: Eukaryota; Fungi; Ascomycota; Dothideomycetes; Pleosporales; Pleosporaceae. The transcript is spliced from 2 exons. Bases 1 to 2418 code for a protein of 805 amino acids. The record is from RefSeq and is a predicted model, not a curated record.
AUGCACAAAAUAUCGAGAACGUCGCUGGCGUCUCUCGUCUGCCCAUCUGCGCCGUUCCUUGCGCCUCGUCUCCUGCGUACCGCAAUCCCUGCCGCCGCCGUCGCAACAACCUCACCAUGCCCGCACUUUGCCCGCCUCCAGAGGGCGAUGUAUGCGACGGCGAAGCAAGCCACAGGCACCCCACGAAAAAUUACGACAGAAAAAGGAAAGCGAAUGCCUAGGAACCCACCAUCCACCGAAGCUGAAGCAAAGACUGCCCGCCUAGUCAACCAAUUCCGGAAUGCCUGUGAAGCCCGCAACGUCGAGUUGAUCAUGGAACUCUAUCCGGCACUCAUUGCAGCAAAUCUCCUCGACAGCUAUGACACCCGCCGUAUUACACAAGCCCUGCACGUGCGCAUACGGAACGAAUAUGUUCCCAGUAAGCGAUCAGAUCUCUUUCCCUUCGUUCAGCAAGUAGUUGGCGACAUUCGAAGAGGCAUUCUUCAGCCGCAUCAUUAUGCCUUCGUCCACCUUUUCGGCAUAUAUAAGGACUGUGCGCGCUGGGAUGAGGGGUACACGCUCUGGCAAUGGCUAGUCCAGCAAGACGAGCGCUAUGUGUCGCAGGCCGCUUACGGUGCUGCUAUUGAGCUCAUGGCAUAUGGCGGUAUCAUGAGACUGCCAGACUUGGAGGAACUGUACGCCGAUGGACUGAAGCGCUUCCCUGGUACAUUCGCAGAGUACCAUCUGUCACCAGACGCAGUCGUUCCCGACAGGACUCAACUCACUACCAUUGCCGGCAUUCCCACUAUUCUGCUGCAAGGCAUCCUCACUGCACGAAUACUGGCUCGCGACUGGAAAAGGGCGUACCUGGCCUUGGACACUGCACUGCGCAUUUUCCCCACCCAGACCCCUCCGCGCUAUUUUGAGCUAUUCAUGACUGAGAGGCCGGUCAACGAGGCAUAUACAGCAUUUAUGCUAGCUUGCCGUGCUGGCAUAUGCCUGAGACCAACCCACGUUACUGCUCUCCUCACAAAACUGCGCGCUGCUAUGGGUGCGUCUCGUUCCAUGGCUGAUAGCGUGAUGCUCCUCCGGGCCAUUGCAAACGCUAUAUAUGGCUAUUUGGAGGCUGGUGGACAGCUUCAAAGUAUCCAUGUUGGCUCAUUUCUCCGCUCUUUUGAGCUAAUACUGCCUGAACCUGCUGCUGGUGAGGAUUAUAUUGGAGAAGCAGCAGAAAUGCGCAACAUCUUAGUGGUAACUGCGCACGAGAUUGUAUCAAACCUUAUUCAGGCUGGUAUGCCUCCUCAAAUUCAGCCGUUUGAAGCUCUCGUCUCGAUAUCUGGCAAGCUACGCGUACCAAACUUACUCGGCACUACCCUGGAAGAUAUCCAAGCAGCCGGUCUUGAACUUGGGGCAAUCGGAACUCGCAGCGUCGUCACAUCUGCUGGCCUUCUUAAGAACAAAAAUUUGAUCGAAGAAUAUUGGCAGAAAAUCGUCUCAACUGCGGAAAAGAAUAGUACGAUAAUACCUUUUGAAGACUGGAUUACUUUCACAAAGGCUUGCCGAAGGGCCGACCAUGCAGACUACUUCCGUGGCCAGUUGUUGAAGCUUCCACACGCUAUUACAGAGAGAAUUGAACGUGUCAUUAUUCAGCAAAUCGACCUACCAGAACCCCCAUCUUCCAGCCUAGACUCAAGCCAAUCCAUGACUCUUGAGCAGCUGCAAUCCGAACUUUCACUCCUCAAGACCCAAAUGAACAACAUCGAAACAGCCGUAAUGUCCGGCCAACCACUCGAUCUUCGCACAACCCCUUUCUAUAUGCACAUUGACCCCGGGUACCCCUCUCUCGGCACCGAAGAAGACUUACGGCAAAUUUACGACAACUUUACAACCGACCCCCACCAGCCUCCGCCCCCGCCGCCCGCAGACGGCUCCCCCAUCCGUGCAGCCCUAAGCCCAACCGGCAUACCGCUAGACGAUCUCCGCUUCCGCAACUGGGUCACGAUCCACGAAAUGAUGGACUCUGCAGAGUCCUACGAAUCCGACCUCCAAUUCGCCCUCGACGCCGCCAUCAAAGCCGGCGAGCCCCUCAAGGGCGCCCCCGAAAUCCUCCGUCUGCGCAAAGAAAACCCCAAACUCCUUUCUGGCCAGGAUUUAGCAACUAGGAUUAGAGAGUUGCGAACCAGUAAUUCGGAUGCUGCUAGGUUCUUUAGGAAAGUGGGGACAGAAGGUGCGCAAGUUGAGGCGGAGAUGAGGUUGCGCAAGCAUGUAGCAAAGGAUGAGGGCGAGAGCGUUGUUUCUCUUGGAAAGGGAACGCCGAGAUUGGUGUAUUAUGUUGGGUUGGAAUCGGAUCAGGGAGCGCCUAGUGCUUCUAAAGGGCGGACUAAGGUUCGGAAGGUGAAGAUUUCGGAUGGGAAGGGUGGAGAGGGUAUUGAGGAGUAG